AUGUGUAGCAGUAUUUCUUUCGCAACAGCUAACGAGUCCCUAAUGCACGAGGAAGAGACGGAACUAUUGCAACCAUCUGGCGAGUCGACGACUCACAUCACAAAUUUCAAUAAAUUUAAGAAAAAUGCAUCUUUGACGGAACCGUCCACCCCCACCGCCAAAUGUGACAUCUCACCGAUAUCAAACAGGCAUGCAACACCAGAAAUAUGUAAAGAAAAUAAUUGCGAAGAAAGCAAUGCAAACGCUUGUUCCAUAUGCACGGAAUCAACUAGUGUAUACGCCGUCGCACAAUGUAAUCAUCGAAUAUGUUAUGUCUGCGCUCUUAGAUCAAGGAUUUUGUUAGGGACCAACUCUUGUCCUUUUUGCCGAGCCAAGCAACACAAAGUGAUCUUUACUCACGAUUCUACGACACCUUUCUCGGUGUUAAUGUCGUCGAUAUCGGUGUGGUAUCUCGUACCAGAUCAUCAAAUAUUGUGCGAGGAUCAACAGAUACAUCACAUGACAACAGAGAUGAUAAAGUUUAGGUGUCCGAUGAAAUCCUGUCGGGCAGCAUAUGGUGGGUGGCCGGAACUAAUUCAACAUGUACGAAACGAUCAUAAAUUAAUGUUCUGCGGACGAUGCAUAGCACAUCGUAAGAUAUUUACCUGGGAGCAUAUAUUGUAUACCAAGGAGGAAUUGAAGAGACAUUAUCGUAGUGGGGAUGCCAAAGAUUUUAACUUUCGAGGUCAUCCUUCGUGCAUAGAAUGCAAUGUAACAUUCUACGACCUAAUCGAAUUUCGGGAACAUUAUCUAAUGCACCAUUCUCUGAUUCCGAUGGUCGAAUCGCCAUCGCUUUUGACAACCAUCAACAAUGCCACCGCCAACAAUGUAUUAGACAGCGAUGAAAGCAACGGUUUUGACAUUUCAGCUUUAUUCUUUUUCAUACUCUCGGUUUUCACCACACUCCUAGGCACAUUCUCAAUACCGGACGACAAUAAAUAUUUUGCAUCCAUCAUACAAACAUUAGACGGACUCACUUCAUCUAUUGAUUUUCGCGGUUUUUUAUUUGACCAUGAUAUUUUGGGUACUGAAAAGUUGGUUCAUAAUGAUGAGUUGGAUUCUGUACUUUAUUUGUGGGGUUGUGAUACUUAG
Messenger RNA from Acaulospora morrowiae, 1131 nucleotides. Lineage: Eukaryota; Fungi; Glomeromycota; Glomeromycetes; Diversisporales; Acaulosporaceae. The record is from the annotation of a GenBank genome assembly.